AUGAGCUUCUUCGGCGCUCCAGCUCCUGCGCCCGCAGCGGGAGGCUUUUCCUUCGGAGCAGCGUCCACUCCUGCCCCUGCUGCCGCUCCUGGAGGCUUCAGCUUUGGUGCCAAAGCGUCGGCACCAGCGGCGCCCGGCACGACCGGCCUGUUCGGCACCGCAGCAGCAGCCCCGGCCCCGGCGACCACCCCAGCCUUCGGCAGCGCAUUCGGCGCAACCCCAGCCCCAGCCCCUUCCGCGUUCGGCGGCGCGUUCGGCACCACUACCCCAGCCCCCGCCCCGUCGGCGUUCGGGAGUGCGUUCGGCGGGACCCCCGCCCCCGCUCCUGCUUCGGCCUUCGGUGGUGCAUUUGGCACCGCCCCCGCGGCUGCUGCUCCCGCUCCCUCUUCGUCGAUCUUUGGGUUCGGCGCGCCGGCAGCGGCGGCGCCGGGGGCUUCAUCGGUGUUUGGAGCGCCUGCGACGGCGGCGGCGGCGGCAGGGGCUCCGCAGGGCAUUACCCCCGAGACGCGGUAUGACCAGCUCCCGGAGGUGGUAAGGAAGCAGAUAGACCAGCUGGCGGAGGAGAUCAAGAGGCAGCGAGGGGUUGCCGACGAAGUGAGCCGAACCAAUCCCACCGACGGGCUAGCGGUGCAGGCUCAGAUUCGAGAGCUGCGAAGAGAUCUGCUAGAUCUCGGGAACGAGCAGGGGACCCAGAAGCUGGCCAUGAAGGACCUAAAGGCCGACGCGGGGAAGACUUCGAGGCAGGCGGAGGAGAUCCACGCGAUGCAGGUGCAGCUUUCGGAAGAACCGCUUCAAGGAGGGGAGGCGACAGCACCGUACGGGCAGCGAGCACGGGUCACGCCCGGACGCUUGGCAUUCGUUAUCCGAGAACAGAUGAAGACGUUCAACCAGCGCUGCCGCAUCCGGUGCGCGUAA
Molecule: messenger RNA, 915 nt
Organism: Ectocarpus siliculosus
Lineage: Eukaryota; Phaeophyceae; Ectocarpales; Ectocarpaceae
Source: the annotation of a GenBank genome assembly